CCCUUUUCCCUUUUGUUCCCCUCUCCCGAAAAUGUUCUGUUUCCCAGUGUGCCUCCCUCAUAACGGCUGAGACCAGGGUCUAGGCUGGAAGGAUGGACUCUGUGCUGCUGCUGUCUCUGUGGGCUCUCUGUGGCUCUGUCUCUCUGCAGACUGCAGUCCAGGCAUCUGAUGCGUGUCCAGAGAGGCUGCUGGGUAACGAACGGAGAAGGACGUGUCUAAAACCCUGUACACAGGACAAGGACUGUGGCAACAAGCGCCAGUGUCUGUGUGAUGGCCAGUGUGGCCUCAGCUGUGUGGCUCCAGGUCGUACUUGUCCCUGGCCCCUGCCCUCAGGGAACAGCUUUGUUGCUUCCCUCCUCUCUCCCACUCCCUCCUUCUCUGCCCUCCUCGAGGUGCGUUGUGACACAGGCUACAUGUUGCCCAAUGGCUUGGAUGCAGCCAUCCGUCGUUGCCAAGGCGACCGACAAUGGAGCGGUGAUGAUCCCAACUGCACAGCCCCCACCUCCCCCCAGGUCUCAUGUCCUUUACCUGAGGAGUUGACCAACACCUUCAGCAUCGAUGGAUCCACAGUCGCUGGAACAACCAUCCGCUACACCUGUCUGGGUGAGGUGAGGGAACCACCCCCCUCUCUCUGUCUCUGUCUCUCCCUAUCUCUCUCUCCCCCUCUCUCUCUGUCUCUCCCUCUCUCUCUCAUUCUCUCCCCCCAUUCUCUCUCCAGGGAGCUGGUGGGAAACAGUGAGAAUCUCUGUAAUAUUGAUCAGACCUGGCAGUACCCUCACCCCAUCUGUCAAAGGGUGUGGUGUCCGCCCCCCCAGGAGGUGAACCAGGGGUACCUGGUGGCGGUACAGAGGACUGAGUACGAUGUGGGCGAUGCCAUCUAUUACCUCUGUAAGAAGAACCACCUGCUGGAUGGACCCAACCGGGUCACCUGCCAGCCCAACGGCACCUGGAGCACAGUGCCCUACUGCAGAGCGCGCUGUCCAAUCCCAGUGGAGCGGAGCCGUGUUCUGAUUGGUGGGCUGAAGCGUUGGCCCUAUGACGUGACAGACUCGGUGGUUCCUCACGGAGAGAGCGUGACGUUCUACUGUAAACACUCCAGGAAGCAGUGCAGCUUCCCCUACACACAGACCUGUUUCGACGGCAGGCUCAACCCCCCCUUCUGCUACCUGGAACCCACCUGGCUGCAGUACAAACUGUUCCCUCAUCGGCUGGUGUCGGAGAUCGAGGCCUGCUCUCUUGUAGACCUGGACUAAUACCCCAACACUCCCAUCUCUAUCUCUUGUCCCCCUCUCUCUCAGCCUGUACCAAUGAUAGGCUCUACAUGUCUUAAUAACAGCUGUGUUAAUGAUAAUACAUGCAAUAAUACAGAAGUAAAACGUAGUCAUGACUCAUAUUAGUUCAAAUGUUCACUUCAUGUGUUGUUGCCGUGUGACUCUGACUCCUCCCACUGCGGGAUCUGACUGACCUUACAUGUUGUUUUGUUUUAACAUAGUGUGUUCCUGCCCCAAGCUGGCCCUCAGGAUACUCCUCCUUCUGUUGUUGACACACCAGGCCCUGAGGCUUGGAAGUUCUAUUGAUGUGACGGUUUUGAAAUAAAAACAACGUUUUGCUGUAA
This is a messenger RNA of Oncorhynchus gorbuscha (pink salmon), 1615 nucleotides long. RefSeq names its product ntl-dependent gene 5 (gene ntd5). Gene Ontology annotation, molecular function: peptidase inhibitor activity. The record is from RefSeq and is a predicted model, not a curated record. Gene Ontology annotation, cellular component: extracellular region. The transcript is spliced from 8 exons. The coding region runs from base 93 to 1253 and encodes 386 amino acids. NCBI's taxonomy places the organism in Eukaryota, Metazoa, Chordata, Actinopteri, Salmoniformes, Salmonidae.